Sodiomyces alkalinus F11 is the source of this 819-nucleotide messenger RNA. Its product is annotated as tubulin-specific chaperone Rbl2. The record is from RefSeq and is a predicted model, not a curated record. Gene Ontology annotation, cellular component: microtubule cytoskeleton; cytosol. The transcript has 2 exons. Gene Ontology annotation, biological process: post-chaperonin tubulin folding pathway; tubulin complex assembly. Bases 177 to 542 code for a protein of 121 amino acids. Gene Ontology annotation, molecular function: beta-tubulin binding. Lineage: Eukaryota; Fungi; Ascomycota; Sordariomycetes; Glomerellales; Plectosphaerellaceae.
AUUUAUCUGUCAACCCGUCGUUUUUUUUUUUUGCUUCGAACGUCAACCAUCUCAUUUGAUUCUCGAUACCCAUUUUUGCCUGUUUUCUCAGCUAUUGAUCCAUAUAUCCUCCGCCCCCUCUCUUCUUACUGCCUGCAUUCCCACUUGGCCACUUCCACUCCUGAAAGAACCCCACGAUGCCUCCCCCAUCCCAACUCUCCAUCGCCACGCUGGCCGUGACUCGUCUCCUUCGCGAGGAGAUAUCCUACGAGAAGGAGCUCAUCAACGACAAAUCCAAGGUCGUCGCUCUAGAGAACGAGAUCAAAGAGGGCAAGCCUGACGAGGAUGGGAACCGGGACCACAUGCUGAAGCAGCUGAAACAAGCCGUCGCCGAAACGGAGAAGAUCUUCCCCCACGUCAGGACGCGGAUCAACGAGGCUACUGCCAAGCUCGAGGAGCAGAUCGCCCUGGCUGAGACCAACGGCGCAACCGAGGAGGAGCUUGACCUUGCCAGGUCGGCUUUGAAGAAAGGCCUGGAGGCCAAGGCCCCGGGCGUUGCGUGAGCGAGGGUCGAGCCGUGAAGAUGUGAAGAUGUGAAGAUUUAUUUUGUGGAUGAGGUUACGACUACAAUAGCGAAAAGAGGGGACAGAAAGGAGAGGGGGACGAGAAAGGCAGCGUCAACGUUAAUGUCACGUUCAGUUGCAAAAAGGGGAGCUAGAGAAAGGCCAGGAUACCGACAACCAUAAUGAAUCAACGCGACUCGUAGGUCGUCGUUAUGCCGUCUAUAAAUUCGCUGGGUAUCUGUCUCUGCAGUGUGUUGCCUGUCGGUUGGAACGAACA